Echinops telfairi (small Madagascar hedgehog) is the source of this 1987-nucleotide messenger RNA. It is a transcript of the gene GDAP1, whose product is annotated as ganglioside induced differentiation associated protein 1. The record is from RefSeq and is a predicted model, not a curated record. NCBI's taxonomy places the organism in Eukaryota, Metazoa, Chordata, Mammalia, Afrosoricida, Tenrecidae. The transcript has 6 exons. Gene Ontology annotation, cellular component: mitochondrial outer membrane. Bases 42 to 1118 code for a protein of 358 amino acids. Gene Ontology annotation, biological process: mitochondrial fusion; mitochondrial fission.
GAGCGGACGAGCGAGGCCUACCUGUGCCCACGCGCCCUGAAAUGGCUCGGAGGCAGGACGAGCGGAGAGGGGGCGCGCCCUUGAUGGCGGAAGGCACGUCGGACAUGGCGGUUAAGCUUAUUCUGUACCACUGGACGCAUUCCUUCAGCUCUCAAAAGGUGCGCUUGGUAAUUGCUGAAAAGGCAUUGAAGUGCGAGGAACAUGAUGUAAGUCUGCCCCUGAGUGAGCACAAUGAGCCUUGGUUUAUGCGUUUGAACUCAACUGGAGAAGUGCCUGUCCUUAUCCACGGGGAAAACAUUAUUUGUGAGGCCACUCAGAUCGUUGAUUAUCUUGAACAGACUUUCCUGGAUGAAAAAACACCCAGGUUAAUGCCUGAUAAAGAGAGCAUGUAUUACCCACGGGUACAACAUUACCGAGAGCUACUUGACUCCUUGCCAAUGGAUGCCUAUACCCAUGGCUGCAUUUUGCACCCUGAACUGACCGUGGACUCUAUGAUCCCAGCUUAUGCAACAACAAGGAUUCGCAGUCAAAUAGGUAACACAGAAUCUGAACUGAAGAAACUAGCUGAAGAAAAUCCGGAUUUACAGGAGGCAUACAUUGCAAAGCAAAAGCGCCUUAAAUCAAGGCUACUUGACCAUGACAAUGUUAAAUAUUUGAAGAAAAUUCUUGACGAAUUAGAGAAAGUUCUGGAUCAGGUUGAAACUGAAUUGCAAAGAAGAAAUGAAGAAACACCAGAAGAGGGCCGCCAGCCUUGGCUCUGUGGCGAAUCCUUCACCCUGGCAGAUGUCUCACUCGCUGUCACAUUGCAUCGACUGAAGUUCCUGGGGUUUGCGAGGAGAAACUGGGGAACCGGAAAGCGGCCAAACCUGGAAACCUAUUACGAGCGUGUCUUGAAGAGAAAAACGUUUAACAAGGUUUUAGGACAUGUCAACAAUAUAUUAAUCUCCGCGGUGCUGCCAACAGCAUUCCGGGUAGCCAAGAAAAGGGCCCCAAAAGUUCUUGGCACCACCUUUGUGGUUGGUUUGCUUGCAGGAAUGGGAUACUUUGCUUUUAUGCUUUUCAGAAAGAGACUUGGCCACAUGAUAUUAGCCCUUAGACCAAGACCAAAUUAUUUCUAGGCUUAUAGGGAUCGGGUGGUGGCAAUUCAUCCAACCAUUCAGCUAGACACUUGUCCGCUCUUCCAGGCCCACUGAAGAAUUAUCCUGGGCACGUAGCACAAGGCAUACUUUACUUUACUCUUUGGGUAGUUGACGUGAGAAGAGCAGACUAUGAAAAUCGUUUUGUGGGCUGGCAACUUGGAGAUUACAUGUUUGCACAUCGAAACGAACCCAUUCUUAAAAAAAACGUGCAAGGUCAAGAUAGUUCAAUGCUGGCAUGUAGAGAAUAAACCUGUGACUUGAAAUGCCAGUUCCAGUUCUGAAUUGUCGAAGGGGAGCUUUUAUGAUGAGCAGAGGGUAUUCACCACUUGUGUUUGCCCCUAUCUCUUCAUCCAAGACAGUCUGGAAGUGUUGAAUGUUGAGUGGUAUUCUACCCCGGGAUUCAGAGGACCUCUUGGUUGCAUGGUGUAGGUAUUCAGACAGUAACAGGCCAGAGCUAAUUUUAAGAUAGAACUAGGGUGAAGGGAAAAAGGGGAAAUGAAGUCUGUAUUGUGCAGAGCCGUGAAUCAGAAGUGGCAGUACCUCGAUAGUAACUCAGAGUUGCCUGUCUCUCGGUAUCCCUUCUCUUUGUGGGUGUUACCCACACACGCUCUUAUAGCGAGACCCCUCAGAAGGAGCAGGCUAGGGAGUUACUGGAGGUCAUGGACUGGAAUGAAGCUUACGCUUUCCAAUUGCCCACAACAUUCAUUUUACAUGUAUAUGAACCAUACUCAAUCGAACAAGAUUAGCUGCUUUUAUAUACUUGUUUGUGAGACGCCUGCAGGAAUAUGCUUGCCUAGCAUUUAUGUUAAAGUCUAAAGCAAUUAUAAUAAAGUGAUUCCUUACUUUUC